CUGUGUUGUGAGCUAAAACACCAUCGACGAUGUUGGGCUUGCUCAUCCUUAGCAUUAUCUCACGGCUCUCACCCGUUCUUGGAAGCCUAAUCAUAAAUACGGAACUUCAGCCUCAGGUCCCGUUCUAUGACCCUUACUAUGCAGGGGGCUCAAUGUUCGACAAUGUCGGGAACGGUCUUGGUGAACCCCUUAACGUGAUCAUCUCAGGGCUUAGCUCACCCGAGGUCCUUAGCGAGGCAGGCAUCAUAAACUACGCUCGUGCAAUCGGAUUUUCAGAAGAGUGCAUGGAUAUCCAUCUCGGCUCGCCUUUUUCUGCCAACCUUGGCGAUGGCAACGGCUGGGUGAACCAGACUAUCGAGCUCCGCCAAGACUAUGGUGAUGUCGAAAUCGGGACGUGUCUGGAAAGUCUUAUCGGCGGUAACCACUUCAGGGUAUACAUUCAGAAUGGGACAGAUGCUGACAGUGGGGCUCUCUUCCUUGCAGUCUCAAAGGAGGAGGAUGUUGAAGAGGACCACACUAUCAUUCCAGAUGGAUACAAUAUCGGACGUGAUCAACUUGUUACCGCCGCUAUCGGCAAAAGCGAAUUCGACGGCGUGCAUUAUUUCACCGUUGCCCACAACAUAACGGGGCUUAUGCCUGCCGGUAGCAAAGGAGUGAAUCAUGGCAUCGCUGUCGAUGGGAUUGUGACCCUUCUGACGGUGACCGUUCACCACAAACAAGUUUAGAUUGAUCGCAUGGUGGCGUUCCUCUGUACUCUUCGCAAUUUUAGCCCGUCAUAAGUCAUGUUCACGCCUGCAGUAUGUACUGGAUGUGCGGCCUUCUUCUAUACCCUUAUGACUUAACGAAGUGCGACGCAAAUCGACCCAUUGACACGCUGGCAUCUUUGCCAUUGUAUUUAACCAAUCUACGUUUAAUAGAACAUGCAAAUAUUGGAAC
This is a messenger RNA of Laetiporus sulphureus 93-53, 936 nucleotides long. RefSeq lists its product as uncharacterized. The record is from RefSeq and is a predicted model, not a curated record. Lineage: Eukaryota; Fungi; Basidiomycota; Agaricomycetes; Polyporales; Laetiporaceae. The coding region runs from base 30 to 725 and encodes 231 amino acids. The transcript is spliced from 7 exons.